Apis dorsata (giant honeybee) is the source of this 2428-nucleotide messenger RNA. RefSeq names its product testin (gene Tes). The record is from RefSeq and is a predicted model, not a curated record. Gene Ontology annotation, molecular function: zinc ion binding. Lineage: Eukaryota; Metazoa; Arthropoda; Insecta; Hymenoptera; Apidae. The transcript has 5 exons. The coding region runs from base 206 to 2428 and encodes 740 amino acids.
GCUUUUUGAAAGAAUAUUUCAGUAUACAUGAAUCUCUCUUAGCAUUAAGUAUAGUAUGUAUAGUAGAGGAAAAGAAUCAUAAAUAUUUUGCUGCAUCAUAGUGAUGAGUCACACAUUUAUGCAAGUGUCAAGUAACUUCAAGAAAUACUUAUUUCUUUAAUAUUUAUUUUUAUAUUUGUAAUAAAAUAAAAAAAAUUAAUUAAAAAUGAAUAAUAUGGAUAUAAAUGAUCGUCCGAAAUGGUUGCUAGAAUUGGAAAAUCGAAAAAGAAAGCCUCGAUUGGCACAUGAAGCUGGAGCUGGAGCACCUUGUGUUCUUUGCAAAACAGCAUGUCCAGGUUUAGAUUUACAUUUUUGGAGAAAAAUUUGUAAAAAUUGUAAAUGCAAUAAAGAUGAUCAUGAUGUUGAUGAUGAUGAUUUCCCACAAUUUGACUUGUUAUUUGGAACCUCAAAAAAAUAUAAGAAGAAAUCAAUAUUAUUACAUAUAAAUGAUGGAAAGAAAUAUAUAGAAGAAGCAUUUGAAUGGAUACCACCAAAUACAACAAAAGAACUUGCUAUAGAUUAUAUGAGAGCUUUACCUAUAGAUAAGUUACCUAUUAAAGGAUCAGCUGGUGCAGCUCUAAGAAGACAAUUAUUGCAAAAACAAUUACCUCUUCAUGAUGUAGAUUAUAAAAGUUGUGAUAAAUUAAGUGAUCAAGAAAAAAAACAGUUUGAAAAAUAUUUAGAAAAUAUAAAAAGAUAUGUAGGACAAGGAAUAGUAACAAAGAUAUUAAGCGCUCGUCCAUAUGAUGGAUCAUUAGUAACACCCGUAAAUGCUACUGAUAUGCAACGUUUUAAUCCACAAAACAAAUUUAAUUUAUCACCAAGCUUUGUACAAUUACGUACGCCAAGUAGUUUUGCUCCAAAAUGUUCAUAUAAAAAAAAUGUGCAUGAAAAUAUAAAUAUCCAUGAAUUUUGUACUCUAGAAACACCAAAUAAUUAUAGUAAUGUUAAAAAUAAUCAAAUUUUUGAGAAAUAUAACAUAACCAGCAAUGAAAAUAUUAGAAGUAAUAAUCAAAAUAUAAAAAAUGUAACAACUGAAAAUUUGAAUGAAAACCAUUUAAAUGAUACAGUAGUUACAAAUGUAAAUUCUAAAAUAACAUUACCUUCGAAUCCAUCUGAAUGUUAUAAAGAAGCAUAUAAAGAUGUGUUCAAAAAUCCAUCUACUUCUCUAUUAAAUUCAAAAUCAAUUAAUGAUAAUAUUGAUGUUGAAACUUUAUUAGUAGAUACUUUAUUACCAUCUAAUGUACAUACAACUGAUGUAAUUAAAAGUACAUUAGAUGAGAAAAGUCUAAUGUAUAUACGUGAAAAACUCACAAAUAAAUAUAGUAAUCAAGAAAAUCAAAAACAAAUCAAUUUUGCAAAAAAUUUAAAUUCAAAUAAUUCGCAAAAUAAAAAUUUUCCCAUAAAUAUUAAUAAAGAAACUGAUCAAAUAGCUACUAUUACUACUAUAAACAAUCCUGAAAUGUUAAUUCCAUCAGAAGAAAAACUUCAAAAUAUAGAAAAGAAUACUUAUGAUUCUACAGAAACUUUUAAUAUAGAAAAUUCAAAAGAAAAUAAAUCAUUAACUUCUUCGAAAAUGAUAGAAAAUCAAUUUCUUUCAUCAGCUUCAUCAUCACAAUUACAGACUUCUAAUAUCAAUAAUUAUCAAGCAACACUAAAUAGCUUUACAACACCUUCCACUGUUAUUCGUUCUGAAAAAUUGGAAAAGCAAAUUUUUCCAUGUGAAACUAUUUCUGUAGCAAAACAAUCAGAAGAUCUUAUAAAUGCAGAACAUCUUAAAAAUGUCAUGGAUCAAUUAACAAUAAAUUCUAAAUUACAAAAAUGUCAUAAAUGUAAAGAAGAAAUUCAUGUUGGUGAUGUUGCCGUAAUUACAGAAAAAGCUAAAAAUGCAAUAUGGCAUCCAGGAUGUUUUGUAUGUAAUAUGUGUAAUGAAUUGCUAGUAGAUUUAGUAUACUUUUAUUACAAAAAUAAAUUAUAUUGUGGUAGAGAUUUAGCAACACUAUUAGGAAUUCCUAGAUGUUUUGCUUGCGACGAACUUAUUUUUGUACGAGAAUAUACUGUUGCAGAAGGUCAUAAUUAUCAUGUAAAACAUUUUUGCUGUUGGGAUUGUGAUGUUCCAUUAGCUGGAAAACAGUAUAUUACAGAGAAUGAUCGUCCACUAUGUCUUUUGUGUUAUCAAAAAACAUAUGCAAAAACAUGUAACUUAUGUAAGGAGAUAAUUGCUGCUGAUCAAAAAGGUGUUGGUGUUAAGGAUUUAAAUUUUCAUGCAACAGAAACUUGUUUUUGCUGUUAUAUAUGCAAUAAAAAUUUAUUAAGUAGCAAAUUUGCAGUUAAAGAGAAAAAAAUAUUUUGUAGUAAGGAAUGCAUUUCUAAUUUUUUACAUUCAUAA